This is a messenger RNA of Cottoperca gobio, 1757 nucleotides long. It is a transcript of the gene tnfsf12, whose product is annotated as TNF superfamily member 12. Gene Ontology annotation, biological process: immune response. NCBI's taxonomy places the organism in Eukaryota, Metazoa, Chordata, Actinopteri, Perciformes, Bovichtidae. Gene Ontology annotation, cellular component: membrane. Bases 273 to 959 code for a protein of 228 amino acids. The transcript is spliced from 6 exons. Gene Ontology annotation, molecular function: receptor ligand activity; tumor necrosis factor receptor binding. The record is from RefSeq and is a predicted model, not a curated record.
GUCUUCUGGGCUUCUCUGGCCCUGGUGGCUUUGUCUCUGGCCGCAUGCAGCGCGCUGUUUACGGCGUGGACUUGGCGACAGACGCGGGACCUGUCUCAGUCCUUCAAGAUCCUGCAGGACCGAAUAGAGCAGAAAUGGGAGUAAAGAUGCGAGGAAUGCAAGGCACUACAAACAUGCAUUAGAUGUCGCAACCAGUCUCUGAGGAAGUGGUCGACCUAUUCUAAAGCGAGCGAGGCAGCAGGGGCAGGAUACUGGAAAAGACGAGCCUGUUUAUGUGGCUGGCUGGCUGGAAGAGGCCGUCUGUGGCUGCGUGGGAUCUGUGCCAGAAAAAAGUCAUAAUAAACUUAUUGGACUUUGUUAAUUGUGAGUUUUUUCUUUCUCUCUUUCAACAGGUCAAUACACAGAGGAAGGCCAUUGUUCAGCUCAUUCUGGAGAAGCGGGAGCUGCUGGUGGGGCAGAGAGUGAAGAGAGACGGGGGAGCGCUGCGAGGGAGGAAUGGAAAUGGAAAGAAAGCGGCGUCUCAUUUCGAGAUAACCAAAGUCUCCUCUCAGCAAGUGGGAGAGGGUGGUGUGAUAAAGGGUUGGGAAGAGAGGAUGUUGAAUAUGAGUAAAGCGGUGAGGUACAACAAGGAACAAGGCACCUUCACUGUGGAGAAAGCGGGCGUCUACUUCCUGUUUUGCCAGGUGUUGUUCAAUGAGCAGCAGUCUCAGUAUGUGAAGCUGGAUGUGGUGACCAGCGGCCAGAGGCCUCAGAAGCUGCAAUGCAUAGAGGGUUACGGGACGACCCCCUCCGCCGGGCCGCACCCUUUCCACUUCCUGAAGCCGUGCCAGGUGUCCGGCCUUCUGCGACUGGACAAGGGCACGGAGCUGCAGGCCAUCACAGGCUCGUCCUUCAGACUCCACACUCUGGGCAAUCCUUCCGCUUCGCCUCACAUCUUCAGCAUCUUUAAAGUCAACUGAAGCGUGGAAUCUUUUUUUACACUGACUCAUCUUUUCUUCGUAUGGAUGAGAUUUGAGCAGUCGGGGGCAUCGCGUCCCGCCACAGCCUCUUCCCAAAGACGUUUCAUUUGAAAGACAAACCUGAUAUUUGUGGAAGUUGUUGUGGAAUGUUUUCUCCUCUGGACAGCUGCGUGCUGUGGUCAAACGCAAAACGCAGACUUUUGGAUUAAAACCAAGACCAGAGGUGGACGAAAUUCCUCGAUGAAUGUCUGCCGAGAGAACAGAUGUGAUGGAAGCUGUUCUGUAGAUAAAGGGCUUUAUAUAUAAAAAAAGAGAAAUACUAGGAUGUUCAUCUUAGCCUGUGUAUCGUUUAAUAAAUUGUGCUUACACUCUUUUUUUAUAAGACUGACAGUUAAAGCUGUGCAUGCACCUUCCACUUUUAUAUCACCGUUGCCUCAAGAAGCUGAGAGCACGUCUGCAAGCGUCAAUGAUAUUUUAUACAUGUGCGAAAUCUGAUGAAUCAAAACAAUUAUACUGAUUUUAUACUGAUCUUUACAAUGCAAUGUGUGUCUGAGUGCCAACUUACUUAAGUCUUUUCUUGAAAUACGUUGUAUAUACUUCACUAUAUACUUUAUUGUAAUGAACGUGGAUGUGAAUUUGUGCUCUUUUCUAAGGUCAAAUUGGAUUGUAAGGUAUUUGUGUGUAUAGUAUCGGCUUGACUUGCAAGUGUUAGUAAGCAAAGCGUGCAGGUUUCAAUAUAGCUGCGUGUCUCUUUUCUUCAGAUUACUGUUGAUAUACAUUAAAUUGUAUUGGCUCUCA